CUCCCCCUCGCCCCCACUGCCUGGACAUGAGGUCGUUCCGAUCAUUCGCAAACGACGACCGCCAUGUCAUGGCCAAGCACGCCAGCAUCUAUCCGGCCCCGGAGGAGCUGGAGGCCGUGCAAACACUGGUGUCCGUCGUGGAGGGAGCCCUCAAGAAAGUCUCCGAUUGGAUGGAUGGCCUCAACAAAUCCUCAGGGAAGACGUCCACCAAUAACGAGGCAGGGGACAACACGGUGGAGGAAGAUGCUGCUGAGACAAAGCCGGACGGUACGUCAGUGCUGUGCGGGGUGACGCGUGUCAGCCUGGUGGCCAAAGGCCUGCUGAUCAAAGGGGACAUGGACCUGGAACUGGUGCUGAUGUGCAGAGAGAAACCCACCAAACUGCUGCUGUACACCAUCAGCGCCAACCUCCCCCUGCAGAUCCAGACAAUGACGGAGGACAAAUACGAGGUGCAGUCAUGUGUGCCUGAGGCAGCUAUCCGGGUCUGCGGCACCAAAAACCCUCAACUCGCGCUGAAGAUCACCCUCUCCUCCUUAGCCAUGAGGGAGGAACACAGCACCACAGAAGAAGAGGAGGGCGAUCGGGACGUGGACAAGGAGGAGCCGGGGGAGGAGGAUGCUGUCCUGGACAGGCACAAGUGCCAGGCUGCGCUGGCUUCACUCCGACACGCCAAAUGGUUCCAGGCCAGAGUCACGGAUCUUAAGUCCUGCGUCGUCAUCUUGAGGAUCCUCAGAGACAUGUGCAACAGACUGCCAGUGUGGCAGCCUCUCAAAGGAUGGUCUCUGGAGCUGAUCUGCGAAAAGGCCAUAGCCACCUGUAACCGGCCGCUGGGUCCAGGUGAGGCCCUGCGUCGCGUCAUGGAGUGCAUUGCCUCGGGGAUUCUCCUGCCAGGAGGUCCGGGAGUUCACGACCCCUGUGAGAGGGAACCUACAGAUGUCCUGUCUGACCUCAGCGCCCAGCAGGCCGACGCCAUCACACACAGCGCACAGCAUGCGUUACGCCUCCUAGCCUUUGGACAGCUUUACAAGGUUUUGAAUAUGGAUCCUCUCCCCGCCAGCAAGACCUCACCGAGGCUGUUAGAAGGCGGCUGUCAUAAGAGGCUUCGGGAGGACGUCGGGUCGGAGGACAGAGACUUCAUCAAAAGGAUGAAAGUCCUAGACUGGAGGAUGACGGAUCCAAACCACCCCAUGAACGCUCUGAUGCGUCUGAACCAGAUCCACCCAGGUCUUCAGUACCGCCUGCUGUCCCAGUCCGGCCCGGUCCACGCUCCGGUCUUCACCAUGUCCGUGGACAUUCAGGGAACCACCUACCAGGCCGCCGGGAACUCCAAGAGAACUGCCAAGCUCCAAGUAGCCCUUAAGUCCAGAGCUCCAGGUCCGAUCCUGACGGCGGGAGGUAAAAACCCGGUGAUGGAGCUGAACGAGAAACGCCGCGGCCUCAAAUACGAGCUGAUAUCAGAGAGCGGCAGCAGCUAUGACAAACGCUUCAUCAUAGAGGUGGAGGUGGACAAGCAGGUUUUUCGGGGGACGGGUCCCAAUAAGAAAGUAGCCAAAGCCAGCGCCGCGCUGUCCGCCCUGAACAGCCUGUUCUCCGGCUCCAAAUCGACGACCACCAAGAAGAAACGGCCCAAUCCUCCUCCGAAGCGACCCGUGGCCUCGGUGCUGACCCUCCCGGCCCUUGCCGCCAGACCUCCACGGGUCCCCGUUAUCCACAGAGCUCCCUACAUCAGCACCCCACCAACACAUGGAUACAUCCCCCCAGGUUUUGGUGCUCCUUAUGGUUACAGCCCUGCGGGCGCCCUCCCUGCCUACAGUUUUCCCUCCAGAAUGCCCUCAGUAGUUGUCCCAGUCAUCAGAGUCCCCCCAGCAUACCCCGUCACCCACCUCUACCCCUAUUAGGACUCUCCCUCACCCAUCUCACAGGAAGUCACUUGUUAAAGGAAUAUCCUGCUUUUGACUGCGUGCUCACGCCACAAGCUUCAUACUGCAAAAAACUCCGAUACUGAAAUCCACAAACUUUGAAACCACUUUUCCUUAUCAGUACAACUGCGCUACAGCGGCAACCGCGUACAUUUAAAUUGCCCAUCAGAAAGUUGUGCAGCAGUGUUAUAACUUUGAUCUUUAGACCAUUAUGCAGUGAAAAACUGAGUUCAGCAUUAAGUGAGCUGCACUGUGUUAAAGACUUGCCAGAUAAAUAUUACAUAGGAGGGAAGCCAACACCUGCUCUAUGGUACUAAAUGAAAAUCUACUGUAGGGAACUAAUUAACAACCUGCCAUACAGCAACUACUCAAUAUUAAUUGUAGGGAAAUAAACAUAUACCCUGUUGGGAAGUAAAGAAACAGCCACCUUAGGAAGCUAAACAUCCCCUGUAGGGGACAAAAAAAAAAAAACACCAACCCUACAACAGCUAAAUAUCAAAUGUAGGAAACGAAAUUCUAAUCCACAGUAAGCAACUUAAAAUACUUUGUUUGGAAUGAAAGAAACACCUGCCAUACACAGACUACGAAAAUACAAUGUGGCGAUGAAGUAAUUAGAAACUGUAAGAAUCUUAACAAGUUCUGCAGGGAACAAAAAACAUACACCAACCUCUACAGUAAAUGGCCUAUGUAUGAAUAUUAAAAUAUUCACUGAAAAACCUAAACAUCCUCUGUGGGAACUAAGUGUAGAUCCACAGUAGGGAUAUAAACAUACACUGUAAUGAACUAAAAAAAAAAAAAAAAAAAUCCUCUGUAAGGGAAC
Xiphias gladius (swordfish) is the source of this 2739-nucleotide messenger RNA. RefSeq names its product spermatid perinuclear RNA-binding protein-like. Gene Ontology annotation, molecular function: single-stranded RNA binding; double-stranded RNA binding. Bases 27 to 1898 code for a protein of 623 amino acids. Gene Ontology annotation, cellular component: precatalytic spliceosome. The record is from RefSeq and is a predicted model, not a curated record. Lineage: Eukaryota; Metazoa; Chordata; Actinopteri; Istiophoriformes; Xiphiidae. The transcript is spliced from 16 exons.